AUGGCGCCCAGCAGAGGACCGCUGGAGGAAGCAAUGAAGGCUAAGCUCCGACAGAUGCAGGUGGCACGGGAUGCUGAUCUCGGUCGCCUACAGGAACAGCUCUCCGCCAAUCUGGCAACAGUCCAGAAUCGCGAUGAGGAGCUGAUGGCGGCAGAGGCUCGGCUGCAAGCUUGGUCCACAGAGGCCGCACAGCUGAGGAUCUCUGCGCAGGGAGAAGCACAGCUUCGAGCAAGCUGCGAGCAGCAAUCUGCCGUCUUAAGAUCGAAGCUGGAGCAGGCUUCGGCUUCACAUUCUCAGUUGGAGACACAGCUCCGCGACCUCCAGACAGAAUUGAACGAGGAGGCUGCCGCAGCGAAGCGGUACAAAGACGGCAGCAGCAAGAUGGGAGAAGAGUUGAAGCAGGCACAAGCUUCUGCAGCAAAGUCGGCUACGACUUGCAUGGAGUUGGAGGAAGAGUUGCUCUCAAUUCGCCAGGAGGAAGCGCAAACCUCUGCAGCCUGCCGGCAGCAACAUGAAGCUUCUCAGCUAUACAAGCUUGAGCUGAAGCAGCUGCAGGAAGCCCUUUCGUCGGCUGAGCAUCGAGAGGCUUGUCUUCAAGAGAACGAGGAGACUGCGCAGUGUGAGAAAGAGGAGCAACGUGCACACCUCGCGAAGUUGGAGAGCUACGUGGCAUCGAUGCCGCAGAAUUCGAGAUGCUGUGUGAUCCACUAG
Molecule: messenger RNA, 711 nt
Organism: Symbiodinium sp. CCMP2592
Lineage: Eukaryota; Dinophyceae; Suessiales; Symbiodiniaceae
Source: the annotation of a GenBank genome assembly